Molecule: messenger RNA, 1068 nt
Organism: Cygnus atratus (black swan)
Lineage: Eukaryota; Metazoa; Chordata; Aves; Anseriformes; Anatidae
Product: guanine nucleotide-binding protein subunit alpha-14
Exons: 7
Coding region: 4-1068 (354 amino acids)
Biological process (GO): phospholipase C-activating dopamine receptor signaling pathway; action potential; adenylate cyclase-modulating G protein-coupled receptor signaling pathway
Cellular component (GO): heterotrimeric G-protein complex
Molecular function (GO): guanyl nucleotide binding; G-protein beta/gamma-subunit complex binding; GTPase activity
Source: RefSeq, a predicted model, not a curated record
GCCAUGGCCGGGUGCUGCCUGUCGGCCGAGGAGAAGGAGUCGCAGCGCAUCAGCGCCGAGAUCGAGCGGCAGCUGCGCCGGGACAAGCGGGACGCCCGCCGGGAGCUGAAGCUGCUGCUGCUGGGCACAGGAGAAAGUGGAAAAAGUACUUUCAUUAAACAAAUGAGGAUUAUUCAUGGAUCAGGUUACACAGAAGAAGACAGGAAAGGCUUCACAAAACUGGUUUACCAAAAUAUAUUUACUGCCAUGCAAGCUAUGAUCAGAGCCAUGGACACGCUCAAAAUACAAUACACAUCCGAAGAGAAUGAGGAGAGUGCUCAGAUGAUCAGAGAAGUGGAAGUGGAUAAAGUGACAGUGCUGGAAAUAAAGCAAGUUGAAGCAAUCAAGAAUCUCUGGAAAGACCCAGGAAUUCAAGAAUGUUACGACCGACGGAGGGAGUACCAGCUCUCAGACUCUGCUAAAUAUUAUUUUACUGACAUCGAUCGUAUCGCUAUGCCCUCCUUUGUGCCAACUCAGCAAGAUAUUCUUAGAGUCAGAGUGCCAACUACAGGAAUUAUCGAGUAUCCUUUUGAUUUAGAAAAUAUUACAUUUAGGAUGGUGGAUGUAGGUGGCCAAAGGUCAGAAAGAAGGAAGUGGAUUCAUUGUUUUGAAAGUGUUACUUCCAUCAUUUUCUUAGUUGCAUUAAGUGAAUACGAUCAAGUCUUGGCAGAAUGUGACAAUGAGAAUCGAAUGGAAGAAAGCAAGGCCUUAUUUAAAACUAUCAUUACAUACCCCUGGUUUCUGAAUUCUUCAGUCAUUUUGUUUUUAAAUAAAAAAGAUCUUCUAGAAGAGAAAAUCAUGUAUUCCGAUCUAAUUAGUUACUUUCCAGAAUACACGGGACCUAAACAAGAUGUCAAAGCUGCCAGAGACUUCAUUUUGAAGCUGUAUCAGGAUCAGAACCCCGACAAGGAGAAAGUAAUUUACUCCCACUUCACUUGUGCCACAGACACAGAAAAUAUUCGUUUUGUCUUUGCUGCUGUCAAGGACACGAUCCUGCAACUAAACCUGAGGGAGUUCAAUCUGGUUUAA